This is a messenger RNA of Suillus subalutaceus, 378 nucleotides long. RefSeq lists its product as uncharacterized. NCBI's taxonomy places the organism in Eukaryota, Fungi, Basidiomycota, Agaricomycetes, Boletales, Suillaceae. The record is from RefSeq and is a predicted model, not a curated record. The annotation marks the transcript as partial. The transcript has a single exon.
CUUUUGCCUAUCCAAGGGUCUUCCGUCCCUUGUGAACGUGCCUUUUCGGAUGCUGGGCUCACAGACACGAAGCGGCGCGCUCGCCUUCUCCCAAAGAACUUCGGUGACAUCCAAACUGUCAAAGGCACAUAUAAGAAGGAGCGGAGGCGCCAAAAAGCAGAGUUGGCUGCUCAACGGACAGCACAGAAGAAGCGCUUGAUGGAUGAUGCAGCGCGGGAGGUGCAGAAAGCGCAAUUCAGAGUAGCUAGCAACGAAAAUUUUAUUGUAGCAUGGAUUUUUUGGUUCAGAAACCGGUCCGAACCUGAACAGAACUGCAUAGAACCGGUCCGUCGUCGAACCAGUGGUCCAGGUUCGGGUCCGGCAGAAAUGCAUACCUAG